Molecule: messenger RNA, 3037 nt
Organism: Strongylocentrotus purpuratus (purple sea urchin)
Lineage: Eukaryota; Metazoa; Echinodermata; Echinoidea; Camarodonta; Strongylocentrotidae
Exons: 11
Coding region: 788-2782 (664 amino acids)
Source: RefSeq, a predicted model, not a curated record
GCAUUGGCAGGCUAGCCAUGAGGGUCACGAAACUUCGUUGUGGUAUGCGGAAGUAAGCAACAUAGGCACCUUGUGUUGUUAGCGAAAACCAUAACGUUUCCGGGAACCUGUGCUCGGACCCAUAAGGAAAAAUCAUCUAAAUUUGACUGUUUUUGACCAGUGCAACAAAUAUACCAUAUAUCAUCAUUUGACACUGUGCUGGAAAUUUGAAAAGCUGUUCUGGUUAGUGGUUUUAAUAAUUUUAUGCGAGUCUUUGAAGGGUCGUUUUGAGGUGAGAAAAGCGACAAGACGCGCCGAAACCGAUCAUGCCGAGAUUUUAGCAUGUUGACACAUCGAGUCGCCGGAAUCAUAGCGGUAGAAUAACCGCGAGUGACCCUCAGACGCGAGUGACACUAGCUAGCUGUGGGAAUCAACUGCAUGUACCCUGGUACACUGUAACUACACUGGCAUGGUUCCAGAAUGUCGAAAAGGAUUGGACUUGGUUCGUCAGAUUCCUAAACCAUCUGAAUAGACUUUUUACCUCAGAUUGGAUUUUCAACAUCAUUUUACUAACUAAACUAUUGGGACAGGACUUCUCUUCAAACUGCAGCACAAAACAUCAAAUGAUCCGAUCAGCUUUGCCAUAGAUUGGAUUAAUUUGGAAUUUAGAAAGGAAGAUUCAGACCAAUUACCUCUGUGAGUGGCACCACAAGAAUUUAUGUAGGGGUUCAUCUGAGCCUUCUGUUUCAUCCCCUUUCUUUGCCUAAAACUUUUUAAAGGAACAACCAAAGGAGUUAAAUCAGCCAACAUGGAUGGAAUUAGAAGAAAAGGGAAGAUAUUAAUGGGCAGCUCUGAUCUGAGUUUAGUGAUUUUUGAACAGAAAAGCUUGCACGAAACACAAUCCAAAGUCCUGCCAAAUCAAAAUAAAGUUUCAACAGCAUUAUUAAAAUGGUCUUAUACUGAAAGCAAUGCCAACAUACCAAACCUCUACUCCUGCUGGUCAGAUCUGGACCUUGCCAUUCAGACACUCGCACAAGAGAGUAUUGAUCAUAGUGUGGAGUACAGGAAGGUAUUUAAGGACAUCAACUUAGAGGGAAAGAAACUGAAUGAAAUCCAGAAGGAGAAAGAGAGCAGUGCAAAGAAAGUCUCAGGAAUCAAGAGACAGAUUGAGAGUGCUAAGAAAUCAAAAAAAGGCGCUGACAAAGUGAAACUUAGCAACUAUGAAGCUGAAUUAAUAUUGGCACAAAGUAAAGACACUGAGAUGGGAAAGGUACUCAUCACAAAAACAAAAGAACAUGAAGAUCAUAAGGCCAAUCUGCUCCAGGAAUCAUCGUUGACAUACUGUGACAAGUCUCUGGAGAUCUUAGACAAGCUUCGUCAAGUUAUUGUAGCCAAACGGGAGGUUGCGUCCAUGAUGACACCAAAGCCUGUCUACAAUGGUGACCAGAUCAAAGGAGAUGGAAUAAGCACUGUAGAGAAGGUAUUCCAGACGCUGGACAUGCAGCUUCCGGCGAGGGAGCCCGCCCUCGACAGGCGGAGAUGCUUUGGUCUGGGAAUGCGAUCCUCUGUUCUACAUUCCGCCUCUGAGAGCAUCCCCGUAGCUCAGAGCCCCAAGCAGUCCAAGAGUCUCCCCAGAGGGGCACCCCCCACCAUCCCAGGGAACUCCCCCUCCCUGCGGUCCGGCCAUACAGGUACUCUAGGCGGACACUCAUCCAGUGCGGUGUAUCAGGGUGCGGAGGAGCUUGGGCUAUCAGACGACUCUGAUGACGACCACGACUACCAGGUCCCAAACGAAGAGUACUUCGGCCAGAAGAAGAAGCAUGACAUUAGUAUGGACAGCCAAGAAGAAGAGUACCUAGCUCCGGAGUUCGCCAUCGAAUCUCCAACGAGCCCCAGGGUCCCGCCGAGGCAGGAAUCCAUGCAGUCCAGUCAGUCGUUCGAUUCCGGCCCCGGUACGAGUGAAAUUCCUGGUGACUACAUGGUAGUUGUCCAGGAUGAUUCAGAAGACCAGCCCAGGAUUCCACUGGGACUAGGCACCUCUCGCGGUUCUACAGACUCCAGCAACAGCAGUUCCAGCACUGGUCCAGGAAGACCUGGUCCUAUCAAGCUACCUCGCGUGCUACCCUCCUCCAACAGCGUGGACCUGGUAGAAGGAGAAGACUUCUGCUGGAGGGACAGGAAAAGUCCAGGACUAGUCCAGAAGAGCCAGGAACUGCCGGCUAAAAAAGAGAAGGAAGCAGUUCCAACGGAGAAGGAGACGGCCCUGAUGAAGAGGAAACCGCAACCGCUCCCCAAGCCGGCAGUGGAAGUGAAGCCCAAGCCUAAACCGAAACCGAGGCCUAGCCCCAACAUGUCUCCAGGUAUGAAGGACAAACCGAUGCCAUUACCAAGGUCAGGCAGCACCGAGCAAGAACCUCAUAAUGAAGACUCAGGUGGUCUUUAUGAGAUCAUGAGUGCAGCAGAUGCUCAAAAGAUACAGAUGAGUAAGAACGGUUUGCCAACGAUACCUUCGACCUAUGACCCGGAAGAAGGGACCAAUCAGUGUGGUGAUUACUACUCAGAAGUCUAUGAAAGAGACGAGGAAGGUUCAGACUCUGAUGGAGAUUAUUGUGUAGCAGAUUUCCACCACCUUAAGAUGGAUGAUUCAACUGCAGGUGACCAAGGAGGACAGCAGACCACAGCAGAGAAGGAGCACAAACUCCGUGCGGCCGUUAACAACAACCGCAUUUCAAGCGAGGUGAAGGACACGUUUACGGACGACGAGGAAGACGAUGAAGCGAUCUACUGUAAUGUUCCCAGCUAGUUUUGACAGGACGGGAGCAAUAUCCAAAGAAAUGUUAUAUUCAUGAGCUGUAUUGCAAAGAUUGAAGUUGGAACUCAGCUCCAAUCCCCCAUUCAUGAACCCUAGUUCCUGUUGACGACGUGUGGAGAUUUCUGAAACAAUUUUGUUCUGUAAUGAUUCCAGGGGGGUGUUUCACAUAGAUCCUAAGUUGAACUUAUCUCUAUGUUGGACUUAACAAUUAUGGAAAGCCGUUAGCAUCUUAGAAAAUAUUUGUUU